AUGGCGACCGGACGCGCCCGGCUCCUGCACCAGCACUGGCUCGGCGUCCAGGCGCUGCGCCUGCCUCCCGGGGGCGUCGGCGCGGCCCCCGGGAGCGGCGGGUUCAGAAAGGGGCCAGGUGUCCAAUCUGCUGCAGCCCGCGCCCCUCCAAAGCCGUCUGCCCUGUGUGAGGGGCGCUGCGGGAGGGCCCCCCCUCGCUGCCCCGUGCUCCUGGACAGCUUGCCUGCGGAAGUCCUGCUGAAGAUCCUGUCCUACCUGGAUGCUGCGGCCCUGCUCUGUGUUGGAUGUGUGAACAGACGCUGUUAUCAUCUGGCCAAUGACAAUUUCAUCUGGGUCAGAAUCUACUCAGCUGCCUUCUCGCCCAAGAGCUGCACCUGGAGAGCUGAUCCGGUGGAGAGGACGGCGGCGUCUGUGAGCUCACUGUCAGUCGAGGACAAGGAAGCUGGCUACUGGAAGAAGGAGUACAUCACCAAGCGGAUAGGCUCCGUGAAGGCCACUGUAGCUCAGGUCCUCAAGGUCAUCAACCCCUACACAGGCCUCCCGGCCAAAACCAAGGAGGCCCUCAGAAUAUCGGGUCUAGGUUGGGUAAUUAUACUGAAAGAAGAAAGUGGAAAGGAACACGUCCUGGAGCAUGUUGAUCUUUUCAUAAACGACUCCUCGGUCACGAUUGUGUGGUAUGGCAAGAACUGGCCAUGCCUGGCUGCAUUGUCCACCUUGGACUUGUGUGGCGUGACACCAGUUUUUAUGGAUCGGUCCAAGCCCACCACCAAAAAUGGACCUCGAUGGCACUCCCUGGUCGCCAAGUACAGUCUGAAGGACUUAGCUGACGCCACCUUGAUAGGCUGCGACAGAUUCGUUCGGGUCUUCCACCUCGACCCAGGCCUCCUGGUGGGGCUGUGGAAGCGGGCGGAGGAGCUGGCGUUCGUCGUGGCGAGUCUGCACUUCCACCAGCUCGUGGAGAGGAGCACGCUGGGCUCAGCCGCCGCCCCCUAUGAGCUGCCUCCUCAUACCCCGCUCUUGGACGACAGCCCUGAGUAUGGACUGCAUGGCUACCAGCUCCACAUCGACAUCCACAGCAGUGGCACCUUCUCCCUGUGCAGCACGUUCCGCAACCUCUUCACCAAGAAAGGAUGUAUUGAAAAUGGAUACGCGAAGCUCAUUGUGAUACAUUUUCAAAAUAGCGCAGAACAUCUGCCUCUUGUCGGGAAAGUCGGCCUCUCGUGGAGAACUGACGUUUUUGAUGGCUGUAUAAAGAGCUGUGCCGUGAUGGACCUGACUCUCCUGGAUGAGUACAGGAAGCCCUUCUGGUGUUUCAGUUCCCCGGUGUGCAUGCGGCCUUCUCCCAGCCCCUCCGGCGGUCCUCAUUUCGCGGGAGAGACUUACUGUAUUGAGCACAAGGACGCGGCGGGGACCGUGCACGUGCAGCUGGUGUGGCUCGAGGAGACGGAGGAGUACUUCAUCGUCAGCCUGGUCCUCUACCUCAGCACAGCGAGGAUAAACCGCUGGUUCGGGACCGAGUACUGAGGGUCAGCGGGGCGGCCGUUGUCGCUGUGUGUGUGUUUACUUUGGACUAACCAGAUUUAUUCUUGGGGUUGGAAGUCAAAA
Molossus molossus (Pallas's mastiff bat) is the source of this 1605-nucleotide messenger RNA. It is a transcript of the gene FBXO15, whose product is annotated as F-box protein 15. The record is from RefSeq and is a predicted model, not a curated record. Lineage: Eukaryota; Metazoa; Chordata; Mammalia; Chiroptera; Molossidae. Gene Ontology annotation, molecular function: protein binding. The coding region runs from base 1 to 1524 and encodes 507 amino acids. The transcript is spliced from 10 exons.